CUCAUUGAUGACCUCGUCCUCUUCAUCCUCUUCUUCGUCACUGUCGUCUUCGUCCACCUCCUCCACUUCAUCCUCCUUUUCCUCAUCGUCCAGAGCCGCGGGAACGGGGCUCAAAGCACGCCGCUUCGGCCGGCACGCCAUGUUGCCGGCACCUCUGCGCCUGCGCAACCCCCGCGCGCCCGCCCUUCCGGAUCCACCCAAUCCAGCCGAGGGCGGGGUGGGGGAUUGGAGGGCACGAAGACCCUCGGUGCGGAGUCGGCGUCAGCCCCACCACCGUGAAGUUCGACAGUCAAGUCCAAUUGGGGGAGUCCUCUCUUGGCCUUUUCUUCCUCCUUCCAUGGAGCAACUCGUCUUUCCGAGGUUCUCCUCACCCCCCCCCCCCGCUUUGCGCAGUGGUUUGACCCAUCUCACUAGGUCGCUGGGCCUGGGUGUCAGUGCGCAUGCGCGAGCUUCGGGUGGCUCCUGGAUCCCCCACCCCCGGCGCAGGUGCCCAGUAACUGGGGGGCGGGGUUUGAGCUGUCGUCGUGGCAACGCCGGCCACGUGGUGAGGGGGCCGUCCUCCCGGCUCGGCUCUGCGCUGCGCGCAGCCGCCCGGCGGCCUGCUGGCGGAAACCCUGAGAGUCCGCCCCGGAGUGGCGCCCCGCCAGCCCGGCCAGCACCCUGUAAGGACUGCCAGGCCAUGAUGAAGGUUCUUCUGCUGAAAGACCCCAAGGAGGACGACUGUGGCCAGGACCCCUACGUCAGGGAGCUGGGAUUAUAUGGGCUCGAAGCCACUUUGAUCCCUGUUUUAUCGUUUGAAUUUCUGUCUCUCCCCAGUCUGUCAGAAAAGCUGUCUCAUCCCGAAGGUUACGGGGGACUCAUUUUCACCAGCCCCAGAGCGGUGGAAGCCGUGGAGCGGUGUUUGCAGAAAGACACUAAAGCCGAAGUCUGGAAAAAGUCUCUGAAAGAAAAAUGGAACGCUAAGUCGGUGUAUGUGGUGGGAAAUGCUACUGCUUCUCUAGUGAAUAGAAUUGGCCUGCAUACAGAAGGAGAGGCCUGUGGAAACGCAGAAAAGCUGGCAGAAUACAUUUGUUCCAGGGAGUCCUCCACGCUGCCUCUUCUGUUUCCCUGCGGAACCCUCAAAAGAGAGAUCCUGCCGAAAAUGCUCACGGAUAAAGGGAUCCCCUUGGAGAGUGUAACCGUCUACCAGACUAUCCCGCACCCAGGGAUCCAGGGGAACCUCAGCAGCUACUAUACCCAGCAGGGUGUUCCCGCCAGCAUCACGUUUUUCAGUCCCUCUGGCCUGACACACAGUCUCAAGCAUAUUCAAGAGUUAUCUGGUGACAGCAUUGGCCAAAUUAAGAAUUUCCAUGUGAAGUCAAAGCACCCCUGACCUCGCAGAGUCCCUGAAGGCAGCUCUGGAGAAAAGGCAGGGCUGGACGUCCCUGCGGCCAGCGCUCAGGACUGCGCUUCCUCUGCAGGGGGCUGGAGUUCCAUCCCUGAUCCAGGAAGGCCUCGUGCUGUGCGUGCGGGCUUUAGGACUCCCAGGCCCCUGCUCACAGCUCACAGGCCACCUCCUGGCUGGUGCUCUUGGACAAGUUACUUAACCUCUCUGAGCCUGUGUAACAUGAGGAUGAUUAUCCCUUUGUGGUCUUCGCAGACACGUGUAUGGUCUUCGCUGAUAGGUUCAUUGAAAGAACUCAAGUCAAGCCCUUAGCUCAAGGCCUGGCUCGGUUAUUAGCAUGCUUCCCCUUGUUUCCCGUUUGUCUUGAAAUUAUCUAUUCUAAAAUCCUUUCUUCUUUUCAUGGUUUUUAACUCAAAGGAUUUCCAUUCGUACUCUAGGAGUUGGCAAGUAAUCCCAGCACUGUAACGGGGAUGCUCUUAAAGGGCCCGAAGGGGACUGGGGAAGGGGUACCGGUGUGACUGGGAGCCCCCAGCACAGGCCCCAGCACUCCUGGGGGUCGGGACUGUCUCUGCCUUAUAGACUGGUUCCCCACUCCCACCCCACCCCCAGGGAGGUGCCCAGAGCCGGAACACUGGCCUUAGCGCUGGGCUGUUGGGGGCCUGGUGGAGAGUGGGCUGCCCUGCUCCAGGGGCCCCGUCCACAGCCUGGGUCCAUCCCCGCGGGCCGUGUGGGUCCAGCUCCGUGGACUCUGUGGGUCCAGCCAGGCCCCUGGUGAUGAGUCUCACAGCAGGGCUCUCUAGACUCCCCCCUGCUCCUGUGACCAGCCAUUUCAGGGGGAAAAAAAGGCUCAUGUGGAAAUGUCAUCUUGUGACCAGAUUGCUUCUGCUGAAAUUAUGCCUGCUAUUGGCUGGUUCCCAACUUCACGGUGUUUCUUUCUUUCUUUUUUUAAUGUUCGUUUAGAGAAAAAAACAGCUUUAUUGAGAUAUAAUUCACACACCAUGAAAUUCACUUUUUAUGACUUAAAUAUGUACCUUUUAAAGUGUGCAAUUCAGUGGGUUUUGGU
Cervus elaphus (red deer) is the source of this 2447-nucleotide messenger RNA. It is a transcript of the gene UROS, whose product is annotated as uroporphyrinogen III synthase. Gene Ontology annotation, molecular function: uroporphyrinogen-III synthase activity. Gene Ontology annotation, biological process: uroporphyrinogen III biosynthetic process. The transcript is spliced from 10 exons. The record is from RefSeq and is a predicted model, not a curated record. Bases 8 to 1372 code for a protein of 454 amino acids. Lineage: Eukaryota; Metazoa; Chordata; Mammalia; Artiodactyla; Cervidae.